AUGGGUGCCGUGAAUGUGGAAAAUAUGAAACGUUUGUGCACUAUAUUAGCUAAAUCCCGACACAGGUUUAUUGUAUCGAAAGGACCCAAACAUGACGAGUACGAUCUGCCCGAUAACAUGUGGGGACAGUCAUCGGUACCACAGAUACAAGUGUUGCCAUUAGUCGAUUUGGUCAUAACUCACGGCGGAAAUAAUACGACUACCGAAACGUUUAGUUUCGGUAAACCUAUGAUUGUGUUACCACUGGCUGCCGAUCAGUUCGAUAACGCACAGAGACUUCAGGACAAGGGUUUCGGUAUCCGUUUGGAUACAUAUAAGUGUACGGAUGAGGAACUGUUGACUGCCAUUGAAAAGCUAUUGAAUGACAACGAGUUGAUCGAAAAGUUGCAGAAAAUAUCACAACGAAUACAAUCGGAUAAUAGUUUAGAAAAAUUUCCACAAAUUCUUGAUAACUAUUUGAAAGAUCCGUCAAUUUAUUUACAAUAA
Oppia nitens is the source of this 486-nucleotide messenger RNA. RefSeq names its product NDP-glycosyltransferase YjiC-like. The coding region runs from base 1 to 486 and encodes 161 amino acids. Gene Ontology annotation, molecular function: UDP-glycosyltransferase activity. The transcript has a single exon. The record is from RefSeq and is a predicted model, not a curated record. NCBI's taxonomy places the organism in Eukaryota, Metazoa, Arthropoda, Arachnida, Sarcoptiformes, Oppiidae.